Chilo suppressalis (striped riceborer) is the source of this 1014-nucleotide messenger RNA. NCBI's taxonomy places the organism in Eukaryota, Metazoa, Arthropoda, Insecta, Lepidoptera, Crambidae. The record is from the annotation of a GenBank genome assembly.
UCGCCCGCCUCCUCGCAUUUUAGUUCCAUCGCAAUUGUGACGCACGAUCUACGUCCGUUCGCCGCGCGAUAAAUCUAAAUAUAUCAACGAGUGUUAAUUUAAAGAUUACAAAAUGUACAAUCCAAAGUCUCCUUCAUCCAAAAGUUACUACGCUCUCAUGGAAAAACUUAUACAAGAAGUGAAAUCGCGACCGGUGUUGUGGGACAAAUCUCAAAAACGCUGUCACAGAAACAAGAUUGCCAGAGAAUGGGUCAAAAUAGGAGAAAUAUUAAAGAAAGACCCUUUAGACAUGAAAUCCAAAUGGCGUAAUGUAAAAGACACAUUCCACAGAGAAGCGAAGAAAAUGAAAAUACCACCACCAGAAAAGAGGGAUCAACCUAUAAUUGAAUAUUACGAAGGACAGUGGUUACAUUUCGAGAAUCUCCUUUUUCUCUGGGACGAGGUGAAGUUUGGGAAUCAGGGUGGCGAAACUGAUAAAAGCAAACGACAGGAUUUUGUUUCGAUAGAAAUUACCGAGGAUAAACUUAAGAAAAAUAUUAUCAUGAAACAUGAAAUCACUGAUAGUGAAAAUGACACAGAUGGGAAUAACGAAUCAGAAUAUCAAGACCAAGACUCGGACACUGAAGACAUACCUAUACAGGAUUUGUUCAACAAGGACACCCUGGAUGCCCUAGAUCCUAUAGGCCGUAAUUCUGAAGGUAGCAGGAAAAGGUUAGCUGGUAAUGAUGAUACUGAAACACCCACACCCAAAAGGAAACACUGUAUAGAUUCUAACAAAAACGAUUCAGACAUUGAUGAAGAUUUGCACUUUGCGAAGUCUCUAGUACCAUUCCUGAGAAAAUUGAACCCAAUAAAAAAGUUAAUAAUAAGAAACGAAAUACAUAGUUUACUAUUGAACGAGUUGUUGUGUAAUCGUUGUAAAUCUGGCGAAGGACCUCUACCAAAUUGUAAAUGUAAUUUUAAAUAAACAUUCUAUAAUAACUUGUUAUAAUUUUGGUGUUUGUCGUGUUAUCC